Messenger RNA from Anopheles darlingi, 1499 nucleotides. Its product is annotated as venom serine protease-like. NCBI's taxonomy places the organism in Eukaryota, Metazoa, Arthropoda, Insecta, Diptera, Culicidae. The record is from RefSeq and is a predicted model, not a curated record. Bases 306 to 1496 code for a protein of 396 amino acids. Gene Ontology annotation, molecular function: serine-type endopeptidase activity. The transcript has 5 exons. Gene Ontology annotation, biological process: proteolysis.
AUAAACGCAGCAAAAAUCAUCCACCAUUCAGUAGCAGCACCAUUGCCCCUGCAUUCACAUUUAAUUUGAAGAUCUGGCCCGGGAGUGACGAACGAAUUCAGUAUUAGGGUAAUAGUAAUAGCAAUCACAGUGAAAGCAGAGAAGUGGAAUAACCUCUGCACUCAUUACGAACAUGCUUAAUAAGCUGCUGCCUCGAAUGAUGGGUGCUUUAUUAUAAGAAUCACAGUAAAUUUAAAAGACCUUCCACCACGAGAGUUAAAGUUUGUGGUAGAAACGUAUCCAUAUACUCCCAUUACACGCUAAAGAUGGGAAUGAAGCUAGUUUUCGGGUUCGUGCUUUUAAUUAUCUCAACUAUUCCUGACGGCGCGAGGGCGCAGUACAGUGGAUGUGAUUAUAGCAUUGACGUAGCCAGUGGUCUGUCUUACACGAUAUACUCUCCCAACUACCCUGGAUACUAUCAACCGAACUCGCAGUGCCGAUGGACACUAAGCACUACUCAAGGAUCGCGCAUCGCUCUAUCCUGCAGUGAAAUAGCUAUUCCCUCGAGCUCGUCAUGUGCCACCGAUCGACUGGUUGUGUCGAAGAAUGGUCAAUCGAAUCUUUCUGAUGGCCAAGCGUACUGUGGAACUGGAGUUCUGAACAUCGAAUCCACCUAUAACAGCUUGGUAAUAGCACUGCAGGUUGCCGGAACUAGCUACGGUGGACGAUUCUACUGCACGGCAAACAAAAUAGAAUGCCAGUGUGGAAUGCGGCGUAAGAAAAAAAUUGUAAAUGGAAUCGAAACGCUAGUGAACGAAUUCCCAAUGAUGGCCGCGUUAGUCGAUGGUUCCGGUGGGGAAGGGAUAUUCUGCGGUGCAACAGUCAUAACCAACUACCAUGCGGUGACGGCAGCUCACUGUUACAUGGGACGAUCGUUACCGAAUCUCGGUCUUCUUGUGGGUGACCACAAUAUAACUUCCGGCUCCGAUACGCCCUAUUCAGCUCUGUUACUCCUGUCUUCUAUAAAGCUCCACGAAAGCUACAAUCCUACGAUUGGCACGAACGACAUAGCGAUCGUGAGAACACGUGCGGAGAUCAUGUUCAACACCGGCGUUGGGCCCGUCUGUUUGCCCUUGAAGUAUUAUGGUGCGUCAUUCGUCGGUAUCGAGCUAGAAGCGGUCGGUUGGGGAACUCUCGACUAUGGCGCCCCAAAGUCGAACGUUCCCAUGAAGGUCGGGCUAACGGUCGUCAGUGGUGCACAAUGCUCGGCGAUCUACCCCAACUUCUCCGUCACGCAACAGCUGUGCACACUAACCGCCAACAAGGAUAGUUGUCAAAGCGAUUCGGGCGGUCCGCUGUUCUAUACCGAUGCGUACAAUGGGCGCGUUUAUCUGGUCGGCAUUAUCGGAUACGGUAUUGCUUGUGCAUCGAAUCAACCAAGCGUCAACACAAACGUACUCAAUUACAUGCAGUGGAUUACGACGAAUACGCCCGAGUGGAACUACUGUUAUCAAUAAAUG